Molecule: messenger RNA, 1598 nt
Organism: Uloborus diversus
Lineage: Eukaryota; Metazoa; Arthropoda; Arachnida; Araneae; Uloboridae
Gene: Fntb
Product: protein farnesyltransferase subunit beta-like
Exons: 13
Coding region: 2-1273 (423 amino acids)
Biological process (GO): protein farnesylation
Cellular component (GO): protein farnesyltransferase complex
Molecular function (GO): protein farnesyltransferase activity
Source: RefSeq, a predicted model, not a curated record
UAUGGACGAUCUUUGCGAAGAAUUCUGCAGUCGAUUGCGCUGCUUGUCGCCCAAUUUUCAAGCUGAAAGAUACCAGGACGAUAAUUUCGAAACUUUUACAUCAGUUGAGCAGAUUGAAGUUGAAAGCUCAGUUGAAAAAUGUAUUCAGGUUAUCAAAAAUCUAUUAGAUGUGGAUCCAAAGUGUCCAACAUUACAACGGGAGAAACAUGUACAAUUUUUGAAGAAAGGUUUGAUUCAUUUGCCAGCGUCACUUGAAGUGUUAGAUGCAAGUCGGACAUGGCUCUGUUAUUGGAUAUUGCAUUCUAUUCAGCUGUUGGAUGAACCAGUUACAGAAGAAACAAAAUUUCAUGUCACUAAGUUUCUCCAGAAAUGUCAGCAUCCAGAUGGUGGCUUUGGAGGUGGACCAGGGCAGGAAGCACACUUAGCUCCAACAUAUGCAGCUGUUAAUGCCCUAUGUAUUUUAAGGACUACAGAAGCAUAUAAUGUUAUAGAUAGAGAAAAACUUCUGAACUUUCUACUAAGGAUGAGAAAGCCAGAUGGUUCUUUUGUAAUGCAUGAAGGAUCUGAAAGUGACAUUAGAGGAGUAUAUUGUGCUCUUUCUGUUGCUAAGUUAACUAAUAUUUGGUGUCCUGAACUUAUCAAAGGAACUGCUCAUUGGGUAUCAAGGUGUCAGACUUAUGAAGGAGGUUUUGGUGGUGUUCCUGAUAUGGAGGCUCAUGGUGGUUAUACAUUUUGUGGCUUUGCCUCUCUCGUACUUAUGGGCCAGGAAAAUGUAAUUAAUAUAAAUAAUUUAUUGAGAUGGCUUGUUCAUAAACAGAUGAAAUAUGAAGGAGGUUUUCAAGGUAGAACUAAUAAACUAGUUGAUAGUUGUUAUUCAUUUUGGCAAGGAGGAAUUUUCCCCCUCAUUCAUAGAGCACUCUGUUUGACUGAGCAUCAGACGUUGAGUUCUGAAAAUUGGUUAUUUAACCAAGAAGCAUUACAAGAAUACAUAUUAAUUAACUGUCAGUUUCCUCAUGGUGGGCUAAUAGAUAAGCCUGGAAAAAAUAAAGACUAUUACCAUACAUGUUAUUCCUUGAGUGGUUUGUCUGUGGCUCAACAUUUUGCAAGCGGUCACAUUGGUAAAAUCAAAGUAAUUGGAGAUGAAGAUAAUGAGCUUUGUCCAACACAUCCAGUAUAUAAUUUAUGCUUUCAGAGUGCUUUGCAAGCUAUUCAGCACUUCAAAAGUCUACCAGUCCCUGAUUUACCUGAAAAAUUCAAGAAUGAAACUUUAUAGAACAUUUUAUAAAAUAAUUAAAAACAAUUUACUUCAUUAAUUAGAAGAAUUUUUGAUCUUACCUGUAAUAAGUACAAUAUGCAAACCAUAUCUUCAAACUAUUUUCUUUGCAAAAAUAUUUAAAUGCUACAUAAUACAAUUUUAUGUAGAAUUUUUGUUUCAUCCUUCAACUUAUAUAUCAUUUCCCGAUUCUCGGACCUGUUCCUCGGUCAUUAUAUAAAUUUUGAUUUAGUAUUCAACAAAUGAUCUGUACAAUUGGCACAAAUUGCACCUAAUUUUAUAUAGUGAAUAUUGAAAAAGUUGGUUUUAAAUCAUAAAACCAGCG